This is a messenger RNA of Daldinia decipiens, 1907 nucleotides long. Its product is annotated as T-complex protein 1. Gene Ontology annotation, biological process: protein folding. Gene Ontology annotation, cellular component: chaperonin-containing T-complex. The record is from RefSeq and is a predicted model, not a curated record. The coding region runs from base 136 to 1779 and encodes 547 amino acids. NCBI's taxonomy places the organism in Eukaryota, Fungi, Ascomycota, Sordariomycetes, Xylariales, Hypoxylaceae. Gene Ontology annotation, molecular function: ATP-dependent protein folding chaperone; ATP binding; ATP hydrolysis activity. The transcript is spliced from 3 exons.
GCUUCAACUUUGGAGCCUCCCACUUUAAUACUUUAAUACUUUAAUAAUUGACGAGGCGUGUUAGUAUUCAGUCUUCAACCCUGGUCUAUUCCGAGUCAACAAGUUGGACAUCUACCUAGGAAGGAAUCAACAAAUAUGUCGCUCAAUAUCCCGAACGCGCCAAAUGCUGGCCUGUUCAAGCAAGGCUAUAACAACUACGACGCCGAAGAUGGAGCUGUGCUACGAAAUAUCGAUGCUUGUCGGGCCAUCGCUUCUACCGUCCAGACCUCCUUAGGACCCUAUGGCCGGAAUAAAAUUAUUAUAAACCAUCUGCAGAAGAUGAUCCUCACUUCCGAUGCUGCAACUAUCCUCAAGGAGCUCGACGUCGUCCACCCCGCCGCUAAGCUUUUAGUUAUGGCCAGUCAACAGCAGGAGGCUGAGAUGGGUGAUGCCACGAACCUUGUUAUAGUUCUUGCCGGCGAGCUCCUCAAGAAAGCCGAAGAUCUACUACGAAUGGGCCUUAAGACUGCAGAUAUAGUCACGGGUUACGAGCGCGCUCAAGCAUUCGCCCUUGAGGCCUUGGAGCAACUCGUCGUCGACAAGGUAGAUGAUAUCAGGAACCAGGAACAGUUAAGCAAGGCGAUCCGGACGGUGGUGGCGAGCAAGCAGAACGGUAACGAGGAUACACUAGCCACUCUUGUCUCCGAGGCCGUUCUCGCCGUGCUCCCUAAAAACCCUGCUAACUUCAAUGUCGACAACAUCCGAGUAGUGAAGAUCAUGGGCGGAAGCCUAGAGCAGAGCAAAGUGGUGAAGGGUAUGGUCUUCCCCAAGGAGCCAGAUGGAUCUGUCAAGAAGGCCACCAAGGCCAAGGUCGGAGUUUUCUCCUGCGCCCUCGACAUAAGCCAGACUGAGACCAAGGGUACCGUGCUAUUACACAACGCCAAGGAAAUGAUGGACUUCACCAAGGGAGAAGAAGAGCAAUUGGAAGCCGCCAUCAAGGAGCUGCACGAUGUCGGUUUGAGAGUCGUAAUCGCCGGCUCCACCGUGGGAGAGCUUGCCAUGCACUACCUCAACCGAUACGGCAUACUCGUUAUCAAGAUUCUGAGCAAGUUUGAAUUACGGCGGGUUUGCCGUGUCGUCGGUGCUACUCCUCUUGCCAGAUUAGGCGCUCCCAUGCCUGACGAGAUGGGAUCUGUAGACGUUGUCGAGACCCUCGAAAUUGGCGGAGACCGCGUGACGGUAUUCAGACAGGAAGACGAGGUCACAAGGACGGCAACCAUCGUUCUCCGAGGUGCUACGCAAAAUCACCUUGACGACGUUGAGCGAGCGGUAGACGACGGAGUCAACGUGGUGAAGGCUAUCACCCGCGACGCACAACUGGUCCCCGGUGCAGGUGCUACAGAGAUACAGCUCGUAGGAAGGAUACAAGCUUUCGGUGACAAGACUUCCGGCUUGCCGCAAUACUCCAUCCGUAAAUACGGCGAGGCGUUCGAGGUUGUCGCACGGACCAUAGCAGAGAGUGCUGGUCUAGACGCUACAGAAGUGCUAAGUAGACUAUACACAGCACAUAACAAGAAGGACGGCUGGACUACAGGAGUUGACAUAGAGAACAACGACGGCACUGGCACCCUGGAUGCCAAGGAGGAGGGUAUCUUAGACCUUAUGGUCACCAAGUCUUGGGCCAUCAAGCUGGCGACAGAGGCAGCGCGAACGGUGCUAUCGGUAGACCAGAUCAUCGUAGCAAGGCAAGCUGGCGGACCGAAGCCACCGGGACCCAACCCCAACUGGGAUGAGGACUAAAUAAAAAUUCGCCGGUAGUCUUUAAGGGCAGGUCGAAUCUGUAUACGAUUAUAGACGGUCAACCUACAAAUACCAGGGAUGUUGAUAGCAUGAAUUGACUAGACCAAAAACCAGGAGUUAACUGCUGA